Molecule: messenger RNA, 7969 nt
Organism: Diprion similis
Lineage: Eukaryota; Metazoa; Arthropoda; Insecta; Hymenoptera; Diprionidae
Exons: 4
Coding region: 272-7462 (2396 amino acids)
Biological process (GO): regulation of transcription by RNA polymerase II
Cellular component (GO): nucleus
Molecular function (GO): DNA-binding transcription factor activity, RNA polymerase II-specific; RNA polymerase II transcription regulatory region sequence-specific DNA binding
Source: RefSeq, a predicted model, not a curated record
CGUUAGUGUCGGUCAGCAAAUGGCGGCUCGCCGUGUCGGUGAGUGUUCGUUUGUUUCAUGGUGCGCGCGACGCGCACGGCGCAGUUCGUCUGUUUCUGAAAACAAGAGGGGGCACACGGAACGGUACGAGCAUCGGCAGUUCUGCUAGAAAUCCGAGAUAAUCUUAUUUUUUAAUUCGAUCUCCCACGGCUGAACAAGCGAUAUGCUGUUGGUAGAAGCUGACGCUCCGUUGAUGGAUAUUUGAGUGAUUACGUCACGGUUCAACAUCGAAAUGGCUCGGUCUUUCACCUACGACAGGCCUCUGGAUGUGAAAAUCAUACCCGCUUCGGAGAAUACGAAUCACGAGUUUCAGUUUCAGAGAGUAUUGGGGAUUAAGAAAGAAGUGGAAGAUGUUCCGCCGGAUGAGGAAAUCGGACUGCCUGAAACAGAAUCAGCAAAUAAUCUUCAGCCCGCAUCUGCAAACACAUCAAAAAUGCCGCCCAUCGAUGGUAAAGGCGAAACCCAUCCCCACCUUGUGAUAAAAUUUCGUGAUCUUUUGACACGCUCAGGACAGAGCUAUGGAAGAAAUGGGAAAAACAAGAAACGUGAACGUGAAUACUUGACAGAGGACAAACUAACUUCAUUUGAAGCGGAUAGAAUUAAAAGGCGUAGAUCUGAAUCAAGUCGCACAUCAAAAAGGCGCAAAUCUGAAUCAAGUGUCACGUCAGAAAGGCGUAAAUCUGAAUCGGGUGUCACAUCAGAGAGGCGUAAUACGAGGUCUUCAAUUCUUCAACAAAUACGUUCAAACUGUGAUAAUGUGAAAAAAAGUGCUACGUUGAAUUCGUCAAAACUAAAAGAAACUAAUGACAAAGCUAAAAACAAAACCGUACGCAAUUCAACUCCGAUGAUCGAUUUGAGUAAGAGUGGAAACAUGCACAUAAAUUGUGACGUCUGCGGGUUGCAUUUUACAAGCUAUCCAAAUUUACAAGCGCACAAAAAUUAUUAUUCUACAGACGGAAAAUACCAAUGUAACCUUUGUGGUUUAAGAUUUUCCAGAUUUGGGGUGUUAUCGAGACACAAGAGGGUUGCGCAUUCCACCUUACCCCGUCAAUAUUGGUAUCGGUACAAAUGUGAUAUUUGUAUGGAUCAUUUUAAAACGAGAAUAAGCUUGAUUGUACACACGACACAUUUGCACGCCAAAGAAUUGACAUCGAAUAAAAAAAGCGAAAGGUUGUACAAAGAAGUAGUUCUAAGUAACAUUGUGUCAGGAAAAAGAAGGAGACCACAAACGUCCGUAAAGAACUCUAAGCGUAGCAUGAAAUCUGCAGCACCAAGCAAUUUUCACAACUCUAAAGUAUCAUCGGUCGAAAUAACUCAGUCUUACACAGAUUUCAUAGAGUCUGUGGGAGAUACAAAUAAUAAAGACAAACAAAUCGGUGAAACAUUUAGAUCUGAACAGGAUUCCGGGUGUCAGAAUAUCUCACUAGAUAAUCAAGCUACCAACGGCGCUGUCGAUUCGAAUAACGAAAAAGUUAAUAGAAGGUCAACUAGACAAAGUUUGAAGUAUGUCGAAGAAUCAAAUUCAGCCCAGUGCGAUGGAGACAAAGUUAUGACGCAGCAAAAACUUGAACCAUUAAUUAAGGAUUCAGAAAAAACGUGCAUAGGAUUGAAAAAAUCUCAAGAAGUAAUGGGUAAUAGUGUGUGUAGUUCAAAACGAGUGUUCAAUGAAAAUGGAGGUAUGCAAGAAUCGAAAGACCAUAGUAAGCAACUACAUGGAUUACCACGUGGGAGUGAGAGAAGCCUCUCAAAUUUGUCACAAGAUGGUCCGCCGCAACUACAGCAAGAUUCAUUCCAGGGCAUAGCAAAAUCAGCCAAAGAUGAAUCUGUUGCAAAAGAGUUCGACCUGCAGCAAGAUGGUACAAAUGAGAAGAAAAUAUCCCCGUCAUAUGAACAGUUGAAUUAUCAGGUAGGCAUAGUUUUAUCACACGAUGAAUUAGAAGAAAAAGUUGACCUAUCCACAAUGAAUAUUGACGUUGAUAAUUCAGCUGUGAAACGUAUCAACUGUGGAAAUAAUUUAAAUGAAACUAAUGAUUUUGGAGAUUCACGCGAGUCAAUUUUCGUCGGUCAUCAGGAUAAAGACGUUGAUGUCAAAAACUGCGAAUCAAUAUCCCUUAGCAUGGCUGUUUCAGCUUUAGGCGUUCCUUUAAUAGGUUCGGAUAAUAUUGAAUUCCAUGAUGCAACCAUGCUAAGAAAUUAUGAAAUUCCGUAUUAUCAAAUUAAUAAAGAUGUCAAAGUGUCGUUGGUAAAAUUAGAGAAUAUGGUGGAUUUGCCAGAAAUUAAUACUCCGAAAUCAUCGGUUUGCGAUAUUAUUAGAUUAACGAAGACUGAAAAGCCGAAUUGUUAUGUAAGUGAAAAACCUUUCGCAAAUAGAGGAAGAUGGCGUAUUUCUCGGCAGAAAGAACGAGAAAAUGUUGAAUACAAUAAGAAAUCAAGAUCAUUUGUUAAAAAAACGCACGGUGCUAUUGGUUACUGUCCACAGGUACUUUCAAAUGACGGUGCGUCGGAGGAACGUGGGGAAUGGGAAACUGCGAAACAACCAGAUAGAUUUUGUUACGUUUGUAACAAAGUUUUCCAAAGUAAGGGAUCACUGGUAUCCCAUUACAUAAAGAUACAUAUAGAGCCUGGAUCUUUUCGAUGUUGUUUGUGUAAUGCGCAUCUUAAGCGUCCAAAAAGGUUAAGGAGUCAUAUAUUUAAGCACUGUCAUACGUCAAUUGAACAAAUCUGUCGGAGAUUCUGUAGAUCUUGCAACGGAGAAUUGAAUAUUUUUUCAUUAAAAAAUAUUUGUGCAGAUUGUAUAAAAGGACAAAGGCUUAGUAGGGGUAAAGUUUUACAAAGAAUAUUUGGAAAUAUUUCCGUGUUGGAUAAACAACAAUUAGCUCACACGUUAGCGUGUGAGAAAAUAAGUCCUUCAGACAAUAGUCGUGAAUUGCUACAUGAAACAUUGGGUGUGAUAAGUCCAAAAGAUGUUAAAGUUAUCUCAGCAGUCGAUGAUUCUGCUGAAAACGGCUUAAAAGUUCAAUGUUCGACUACGUCCCGCGAAAUUUCAAAAAAUUCGAAAUGCUCUGGAUCUAAUCGUUCGUUUUCUCAAAGUAGUAUGGUGCAAACUGAUUUAGAAUGUCGCAAACCAAAAACUCAGAUUGGUUUUAUGUCUCAUGGUUAUAAAAAGAUGUCCAGGACUUGCAGUUAUAAAAGUAGAACGAAAACUUUAAAAGUGGGAUCAAAAAAACGCUUCAAAUCAAUAAAUUUUGCCGCACAUGAUAAAGAAUGUAUCAAAAAACUAAUUACUCGAAGUAGGCCCGAGUUUUUCCAAAGAAAAACACGCUCGGUAAAACGUCGUAUGAUAGGGCCUCAUUUUCGCAGCAAUACCAGAAAGUCUUUCCAUCACAGGUGCAAGACAUGUGGAUUGAAUUGUUGUUGCAGUAAGAAUUUGGAAGUACAUGAAAGACGCUAUUCGACAGAGGGAAAAAAUUCUUGUAAAACUUGCGGACUAACAUUUGCUUGGAAACAUGUAUUGGUUGUACACAUGAAAAUGGCUCAUAAUCCGAAACCCCUAUUCUCCAGAAGAAUCAGGUGUGAGAUUUGUAAUCAGGGUUUUUAUAAUAAAAAGUUUCUUAGGAUUCACCUCGCACAUUUUCACAACAUUAAAUUCAUCCAAUGUCAAGUCUCGGAAAUAAAAUUCGACACCAGUCAAUACUUGAAUGACCGUAGAAGAUAUUAUUCCAAAACUAUUAACUUGCCGUGUCAUAGUUGUGAUAAAACAUUUAACUCUAAAUAUGCAUUAGAAUACCACAAAGUGCAGAUCCAUAAUGCCGAAGAACCAAAGGUCUGGAAGUAUUCGUGUAGUACGUGUGACUGCGCAUUUCCCGAUAAAUUAUCGCUGCAAGCCCACGUCCGACACUUGCAUGUGGUUCAAGAUAACGAUUCCGUUGUGACGACGCAUAUGAAAGGUGCACAUGCACCAGCGGAUCAACAUCUCGAAGACAUCGAGUUCUCAGAUAAAACCGAGGACGCGUUCAUCAAUUCAAACAUUGAAAUGAAUGGUUCAAUUUCUGGUAAACACAAAAACGAAAUUCAAUGCGACAAAGCAAUACGUGAAACUACGAAUAGUCCCAUCGUCAAGACACAUAUUCUGAGUCAAUAUAAAUGCGACAUAUGCAAGAUAAGUUUUAUGGAGCCACAUGAUAUACUCGAUCAUGAAUGGGAAUAUUCUAAUUAUGGUACCAAUGCGUGUGAUGUUUGUAACCGAAAAUUUAUGACUAAGAGUCAUCUGGAGAAACACAAGGUCAAACACUUUCGAAAAGAUGCGAUCUGCAUGUAUAAAUGUCAUGUCUGCAAGGAAGAUUUCACAAUGGAAGAUGAUUUGAAAAUGCACGGACUGCAUUUACACGGACCUCAAUUUAUGUUCGAGAAAAUUUCUGAAACGAGUGAAAGUCGCGAGUCUAGUAUAUCAAAUUGUGAAAAGGUACAUGAUACCGAUGAUACUUUGGAUGUUGUCAUGGGUAGCGGAAUAGCCGAAGAUGAAGGAAUACUGUUGUUUCAAAAGAUUUCAAACAGAUUAUCUGCGGAACUGGUGCUUGAAAAUUCAUACUGUUGUGAUUUCUGUACAGUAAGUUUUGGUACCAGGUCUUUAUUGACGAAUCAUAUGAAGAAACAUGCCUACCGUCCAUAUUAUACAAAUUCUUCCAAAUACCUCUGCUUGAUCUGUAAAAAUACAUUUCGGACUAACGAUAUUUUGAGAGCUCAUGUUAUACAUUAUCAUACAUUAGAUCAUAAACAAUCGACUACAAGUGAGCCUGAACCUUUGGAAAAAUCUAUUCCUGAUGAAUCGCUGAAAUCCCAAACUAGCGUUAAUCGUGACUCUACGAGCAUUGACGAUCAGGAUGUCCAGGAUACGGUGGAAACUUCACCUUCGAAACACGCAAAUUUAAAUCAGUCACUUAGUUUACCAAAAGACUGCAGCGCAGUCGAUGACUCAAGCACUACUCCAUCCGAAGCAAAAAGUCAGUCAUCCAAUUUUACAGAUGACGUUCACGAAGAUCAGCAAAACCAUGAAAAUAUUUCGACUCAAGCGGAAGUAACGUCAGUCUCAAUCGAUGAAGAAUUGUUCACCAGCGAGUUGGAGAAGUUGAUAUGUACCAUUUGCACACAGAACUUUGACUCCACUGAAGAAAUUCGAGCACAUUUUACUUCUGUUCAUAUGAUGAAUGGAGAGUAUGCAUGUACGUUUUGUGGGGAAAUAUUCUCGUAUUUCAUGGAUCUGAAACGCCACAUUUUUGGACUCGAUGACGAUUCUGAAAAUUAUACAUGUUGUCGUGAAAAGUUACGGCAAGUCAUGAAACUAGCUGGUAACACGAGUUCACCCAAAAAUCAUCAUGAAAACAAGCAAAACGAGGAAAAUUUACAGAUCUCGUUAUUUCAUGAAACUGACACCAUUUCAAAAUCUAGUGAAAAACCAAGUUCAAAUAAUUUGAUUACCUUGGGUCAAGGUGACAUUUGUGAUGAAUCAUUUUCAAACUUUACGACUUCGUUGAAACGUUGGGAUUCAUAUUUUGAUAAGGAUCAGUUGCGAUGUGAUCUUUGUGAUAUUACGUUUAUAGAUCAGAGAUUAUUGAACAUACAUAACAUGAAGCAUCAUGAAAAUGGACAAGAACUUUAUAUUGCCAGGAACCAACAGAGCUUGCAAUUAAAUCUUGAUGACCGAACUGUUCAAAUUCGUAUGCAAUACGAAGUCAUGCUGGACAAUAAACUUCAAGAUGGGGCCGCUAUUACAAGCAGCUUAGUGAACACAAAUAUUUCCGGUAAUUUGAGACGAGUUCCCAUCUCAAGUGAUAAACUACUCAAACAAACUAUAUCGUCCAGUCUGCAAAGCCGAGUUGCUAAAAUACAACCAAUUGCCGAAAAUGAAAAUGAACCUGAUAUCAACGAACAGAUCAACGCUGCAAAUGAUGCAUCAUCAAAAGUUGAUUCACAAUUGAAUCUUGAAUCACAGCAAGACACCGAUUUAUCGAAUAAACUUGACGAUACAAAAAGAUGUGAAACAGAACAAUCGGUUGCGCAAUUUCGAAUAAAAAGCUCUGCUAGCUUCCAAUCUGACGUAAAUCCUGUACAGUCAACUUCGUCAGUCGGUAUACGUUACCACGAAAGUUCUAGUGAAAUUCCACGGAAUUCAAGUGAUGAAAAUUUGACUUACAAAAUGGUGAUAACAGGUACUAAUGAUGAUAUUGAAAAGCGAUACGCUCCAAUAAAAGAUAUUGAAUAUAAAUGUACACAACAGAAGCAACCAUCGUUGCAAUCACAUGUUUUGAGCACUGGUCGAAAUUUAGUAUCCAUCGUACCCACCAUGCGACGUUCAAGAACGCCUGACCACACGUAUAGUUCGCGUAGCCAAAAAUCACGCUCAAGCGACUGUGCAGAUGAGAAAAGGUUAGAAAUUGUACCCCUUUCUUCAGAUGAUACCGGUAACUCAAUCUAUCUCGUUUGUAUUCAACCCACAGUGGAUAGUUCUAACGACAGUGAGGUAUUGGAUGUAGUAAGUACUCCCAUUGAAAAACCUCAUGUGAAAGAACACACUGCUAACAAACUUUCACGUUUGUUACCAUCAACAUCAGGCCCCGAUGUCCGCCCAUUCAAUUACAAACGCGUUGAGUCAUCCUCAGAGUUUGGUAGUGAGCUUGACAAUAACAAGCCAACAGUAGCACCGAAGGAUCGUAAUCUCAAGCCUCACUUGCAAGGCGGUGUCCAAAAGCGACGUUUAAAAAUACUGCCAAUACGAUCAAAUGUUGUCAUCAGUCCACUGCGGAGUUCCUCUUUUGAACGGAACAGUAAAGCGGGCAAUGGUGAUGGGAAUAAUUUACCCAAUGGUUGCGCUCCACGAGGCGGCAGUUCAGGAGGUAAUGGGAACACGAAGGUAUUGACACGUCACAACGUCAAUAAAGAAUUGCAACGUAUAAAUAAUAUCUUGCGAUGCAGCUAUUGCACAAUGCUAUUCAAAACACAAAAUCAACUAGUUGAGCACAUGCUGGCACACAAAGCGAAUAAUCAAUGCCCUGCAUGCGGAUUGAGUUUCUCAAACGAUAAAGCACUCCAACAACAUUUACCCGAGCAUCGAAGUUCGAAAUGUAUCAAAUGCAAUAAGGUUAAUUUCUUCAAUGAUCCUCCCUGCUAUCCUGCAGGAACAUUUGUAUUUUGUACUAAAUGUAAUGCCGUGCUUCCGCCCCCAUUGAGAACAAUAACACCAACGUCAAAAGAUUCGCCCGAUCGUAUUAUGAAAUGCGGUAUCUGCAUGGAGACUUUUAGCACCAUUUCUCAAAUGUCUGUUCACUUUAGAAAAAGCCAUUUGUCAUUCCUUUGCUCCAUUUGUAAUUUGGGAUUUAGUUCGAAGAGUAACUUGACGAAACAUAUGGAGGCCCAUAGAGCAAUAUAAAAUUAAAUAUUGUGGCAUGUAAAGUGUAAACGGUCUUUACGCAUGAGGGGGACAAAAAAAAAAAAAAAAACGCACCAAGAAUAUGAAAGUGGUCACAAAGUAUGAUUGAUCAAGUGUGUGGUUACAGGAAACUAAAUUUUUCUCAUCAACACACAUAAUUUUGGGAAUCUUCCAGUUACUUUAUCGCUUAGAAAGCAGUUAGGUUACCUUAUGUAUUUCGCUAUAAGUUCAAGAUGUCACAAACAGCUAUAAAUUCGAGUACUUGUAGAUUUUCAUACUUGUACUUUAUGUUAGAUUCUUAUUUUUAUAGUAACGCAGUAAAUUGUAACAGUUGACAAGUUUUAUAAUAGCUUUUGAUUUUUUUUUUUUUUUAUAUGUACUCGAUUGGUUCAACGAUUUUUACUCGUUAGUUCGAACGCUAAUUGUAUCAACUAAUCGUUUUAUUUUAGUAAUAAUACUAUGAAAUUUUAAGCCUUACGUUAAAUGCUAUGAAAUCUUUCGUUUCAA